UUGGUACUUUGAUGCCGAAGCCAACGCUACAGGAAUUUUAUUGAACUUUAUUCAAAAAUAAAGUUUUAAAGACCGAAAAAUUAAAGAAAGAGUUCUGCAAAUUUAAUACGACUUAAAAAAUGGCGGAAGAUUUUGAUGUUGAGGCAAUGUUAGAAGCUCCAUAUAAUAAAUCGGAUAACACUUCCUCAUCAAAGCAUCGAUCGGACAAGCACUCAGAUAAGCACAAAGAAAGGGAUAAAGAUGGUUCAAGAAGGCGUAGUCGAUCGAGAGAUAAAAGAAGAUCAAGGGAUAAAGAUUCACGUCGUUCAAGAGAUCGAGACGAUAAAAAAGACAGAGAAAGAGGCAGAGACAGAGAUCGUCGAGAUCGCGACAAAGAUCGGGUUAAAGAUAAAGACCGCGAGAGAGAAAGAGAACGAGAUAAAGAAAAACGUCGUAGCCGCGACAAGGACCGAAGUCGGGAAAGAGAUCGCAGUCGCGAUAAAAACGUUCAUAAAAAAGAAAAAACUCCUGAAAGAGAACCACAAAAAGAAUAUAGGUCAAAGUCGAGGGGGCUAGACCCGAAACUUGAAGAUCUACCUCCAGAAGAAAGAGAUCUAAGAACUGUAUUUUGCAUGCAAUUGUCGCAAAGAAUCCGAGCUAAAGAUUUAGAAGAAUUUUUCUCAUCAGUUGGCAAGGUUCGAGACGUAAGACUUAUUACUUGCAAUAAAACAAGAAGAUUCAAAGGUAUUGCAUAUAUUGAAUUCAAAGAUGCUGAAUCAGUGCCUUUGGCUCUUGGCUUAACAGGACAAAAGUUACUUGGAGUUCCUAUAAUUGUACAGCACACGCAAGCCGAAAAAAAUAGGGUUGGCAAUACAUUGCCGAAUUUAGCACCAAAGACCAGUAAUGGACCUACUAGACUCUAUGUUGGGUCUUUACAUUUUAAUAUUACAGAGGAUAUGCUACGUGGCAUUUUUGAACCAUUCGGAAAAAUUGAUCACAUUCAACUAAUGACUGAUCCAGAAACUGGUAAAAGUAAAGGAUAUGGAUUUCUCACUUUUCACCAUGCCAGUGAUGCUAAGAAGGCUAUGGAACAGUUAAAUGGUUUUGAGUUAGCAGGGCGGCCUAUGAAAGUUGGAAAUGUCACAGAACGUGCAGAUGGAGGAUCAAGCACGCGGUUUGAUGCUGAUGAGUUAGAUCGAGCUGGAAUUGACCUUGGUGCCACGGGCCGUUUACAAUUAAUGUUUAAAUUAGCAGAGGGAACAGGCUUACAAAUACCUCCUGCAGCAGCAUCAGUACUAAUGGGGAGUGGUUCAGCUUUAGUGUCUCCGCAACCUCAAGUUGCACCUCCUAUUGCAACACAAUGCUUCAUGCUCAAUAACAUGUUUGAUCCAGCAACGGAAACAAAUCCAAGUUGGGAUAUUGAAAUAAGGGAUGAUGUUAUCAGUGAAUGCAACAAACACGGUGGAGUGUUGCAUGUGUAUGUUGAUAAAGCAUCGCCUCAGGGAAAUGUGUACUGCAAGUGUCCGACAAUAGCGACGGCCGUUGCCUCCGUGAACAGUUUGCACGGAAGAUGGUUUGCGGGUCGUGUUAUUACGGCGGCAUAUGUGCCGCUCGUCAAUUAUCAUUCUUUAUUCCCGGACGCGAUGACUGCACUCAGCUUACUAUUGCCUUCGAGGCAGCGAUAGCUCGACCAGACAAAUUCUAUUUGUAAAAUAAGUAUGUAUUUGAAUAAGGAGGGACUUUUGUUUGUUAUUUUACAUUAGAUAGUUAAUCAUUUCUAAUUAACGUCCUAAAAUUAGCAAUAAAUUUCAUAAGCAUGGUAAAAAA
Molecule: messenger RNA, 1806 nt
Organism: Bombyx mandarina (wild silkworm)
Lineage: Eukaryota; Metazoa; Arthropoda; Insecta; Lepidoptera; Bombycidae
Gene: Caper
Product: RNA-binding protein 39-like protein Caper
Biological process (GO): mRNA processing
Cellular component (GO): nucleus
Molecular function (GO): RNA binding
Source: RefSeq, a predicted model, not a curated record